Molecule: messenger RNA, 861 nt
Organism: Salvia hispanica
Lineage: Eukaryota; Viridiplantae; Streptophyta; Magnoliopsida; Lamiales; Lamiaceae
Source: RefSeq, a predicted model, not a curated record
AUGGCAUCAUCAUCAACUGGAGAGUAUCCUUUGUAUUGUGGUCCCGAAGAUCCGAGCGUACUUUACUUGCAACCGCAUCACAUAACUGAAAGCAUAAUCUCUGGGAAUGAUACCGACACCUUCCAACCAUGCAAAUUGGAUAAUAACAUUUUUCAAGCUCCAAUGCAUGACCGAGUGUUGGGGCAUAUAGAGCGGAUGGGUUUUGGUGGCGUGUACCGUUGUGGAAAGCCGAAGAUGUUGGACGCUUCACUUAUUGGGGCAUUGAUUGAGAGGUGGUGUCCCGAGACACACACGUUUCACCUUCCAGUUGGUGAAGCUACAGUGACCCUCCAAGAUAUCGAGAUGCUUUGGGGUUUAAGGGUCGAUGGUGAACCAGUUAUCCUUUCACAAGUGAACCGCACGAGAGAGAACUGGGUGGAUACGUGUUUGUCGCUUUUGGGUAUAGAACCUAGUCAGGCUGAAUUGAAGUUGGGGGGAUUUAAUGCCACUACACUGAAGGAUGUUGUUAGACACCGUCUUGACGACGAUCUACCCGAGCAUUAUUACAUGCAGCAUGCACGUAUAUUUGUGCUACUCCUACUAGGUUGUUUGAUCCUCCCAGACACUUCGGGGAGAAAAAUUCCCUUCCACCACAUUCUAUUACUAGAUGACGAGAAUCAGUGUUCACAACUUAGUUGGGGUGCAGCAGCGCUUGCCACUUUAUAUCACUACAUUUGUGAUGCUUCGUGUCAAAAGCAGAAGAAUAUCGGUGGCCCUUUGGCCCUUCUACAGAUGUGGGCUUGGGAGAGGAUACCCAAUAUUCGUCCCGAGAUUGUUGAUAGGGUUAAGUAUGCUGGUACGACACCGUGUGGAAUAAUGUAA